Molecule: messenger RNA, 5485 nt
Organism: Siniperca chuatsi (mandarin fish)
Lineage: Eukaryota; Metazoa; Chordata; Actinopteri; Centrarchiformes; Sinipercidae
Gene: pcif1
Product: phosphorylated CTD interacting factor 1
Exons: 16
Coding region: 898-3096 (732 amino acids)
Cellular component (GO): nucleus
Molecular function (GO): mRNA (2'-O-methyladenosine-N6-)-methyltransferase activity; RNA polymerase II C-terminal domain binding
Source: RefSeq, a predicted model, not a curated record
UAUUUUACCAGAAUGUUUCAGCUCGUUCCACGUUAAUGUUCAGUUCUCAUCAAAAAGUAAUGAAUCUUAAAUUAGUUCAUUUAUAUUUGUGAAUGGGACAUUUUUCCAUAAUUACAUUCAAAGUCAUUUUUACCUUCAUAGCAUCCACAGACAGUGCAGAGCGUAUAUAACAUCUGUGCAGGUUCGUAACUGAAGAGAAAUGCUUUCAGUAUCGUUUAAAAAAACCUCUGAAGGACAUUUUCCAUAUAAGAUGUCUGAAUAAGUGUCUUUGAGGCGCUGCACACAGCAGACCAAUCAGAGACGACGUCUUCAGUUUAUAAGAAGCAUUUUUAUAAAACAAUAUUUAUUUGUUGACAGUGAAAGUUCAUUCUCCAGCUCUGAAACAGCAGUUGACAGAACGAUCUGAUCAUUGUAUCUGUUCUGGAGCUUUCGAGCGUAAUACAUGAUCUUCCUCAGCAGAUGGAGUUGCUUCCAGGACUUCUCGGGCUUAUCGAAAGUUAAUUCUUAUAUAAAUCUGCUGUUUGUGCCGAGGCAUCACAAAUAACAUGAUACCACUAUUUAAUCUAUUUUCAAAGAAUAAGAAUUUAUUUUGAAUAAAAUAAGCGAAUGUGGAAGAUGUGAGGCGAGGAGUGAUGCUAACGUUUGAGAUGUUUUCAGCCUAUUUGACCUCCUCAACAUGGCGGCAGGAACAGGACGUGUUGGAACAGGAAGCGGGGCAGAAGCUGCGCCUGCGCAGUGGCUCACCCCGGGUCCCUGUAAAGAUGUCUGAGCAGGCGGGGAGGGAGCGGAGCGGAGGACCCGAAACAAACGGACAGAAUCCGCGACUCCUCGCAACUUAACCAGUCAAGUGUGUUUUCCUGUCCAGGCAGGUCGAUGUCAUUCUGACGAGUAGCUGAGAUGUCCAAUGACAGCCAGGGAUCGGUGAAGGGGGAGGCGGCCAUGAUGCCGUCUCCGUCUGUCUCCGCCUCCUCUCAGGGACCGCCCCUUUCUCCGUCCACCACCUCCAAACCACCUGAGCUCCCAGAUGAACUGGUCCAGGCUGGAUGGUCUAAGUGCUGGUCUCGGAGGGAGAACCGACCGUAUUAUUUCAACAGAUUCACCAAUCAGAGCCUGUGGGAGGUGCCGGUGCUGGGUCAGCAUGAUGUCAUCUCUGAUCCUUUAGGUCUGAAUGCGGCUCCAGCAGAGGGCGGAGACAGUAACCUUGGUAACGGUCAGAGGAAGAGGAGGAGCUCUGAGGAGCAGGGGGCGGGGCCUAACAGCAUCAAACGAGCUAAGGUGGAGCCCACCACGCCCAUCUCUCCCAGCACCCCCGGGGUCAAACCCUGGAACUCCGCCCCCGAGGACAAACCGGCCCCGUCAGCCACACCCAUAACUCCAAGCCCCGCCCCUGCUCCAUACAGGCCAGCUAUUAUCUACUGGGAUCUGGACGUCCAGACCAAUGCUGUGAUCAGAGAGCGCGCACCCGCUAACCACCUGCCCCCCCACCCUGAGAUCGAGCUGCAGAGAGCCCAGCUGGUCACCAAACUUCGGCAACACUACCACGAACUGUGUCACCAGAGAGAAGGUAUUGAUCCGCCCCGGGAGUCCUUCAACCGCUGGCUACUGGAGAGGAAAGUGGUUGACAAAGGUCACGACCCCUUACUGCCGAGUGACUGUGACCCCGUCAUCUCGCCGUCCAUGUUCAGAGAGGUCAUGAACGACAUUCCCAUCAGGUUGUCGCGUAUUAAGUACAAAGAGGAGGCCCGGAAGCUGCUGUUUAAAUACGCUGAAGCCGCCAAGAAGAUGAUCGACUCCCGGAAUGCGAGUCCAGAGAGCAGGAAGGUGGUGAAGUGGAACGCUGAAGACACCAUGAACUGGCUGCGCCGAGAUCACUCGGCCAGCAAGGAGGACUACAUGGACCGUCUGGAGCACCUGAGACAGCAGUGUGGUCCUCACGUCACCGCCGUCGCCAAAGACUCUGUGGAGGGAAUCUGCUCCAAGAUCUACCAGCUGUCUGCAGAGUACAGCCGCCGCCUGAGACAGACUCACCUGAGCCUGCUGCAGGACCCCCCCAUAGAGGCGUGUGCGUCCCCCCAGCAGUCCCGGUUGGUCUACUGUUACCCGGUGCGUCUGGCGCUCCCCUCGCCCCCCCUCCCUCGAGUCGAGCUGCACUUUGAGAACGACGUGGCCUGUCUGCGCUUCAGAGGAGAGAUGGUCAAAGUCAACAGAGGGCACUUCAGCAAACUGGAGUUGUUGUACAGGUACAGCUGUAUAGACGAUCCUCGCUUUGAGAAGUUCCUGUCCAGAGUCUGGUGCCUCCUCAAGAGAUACCAGGUGAUGUUUGGCAGCGGAGUUAACGAGGGGACGGGCCUGCAGGGGGCGCUGCCGGUGCCGGUGUUCGAGGCGCUGAACCGACAGUUCGGAGUUUCCUUCGAGUGUUUCGCCUCGCCGCUCAACUGCUACUUCAAACAGUUCAGCUCGGCGUUCCCCGACAUCGAUGGCUUCUUUGGAUCCAGAGGGCCGUUCCUGUCUUUCUGUCCAGUCAGCGGCUCGUUCGAAGCCAACCCUCCGUUCUGUGAAGAGCUGAUGGACGCCAUGGUGACGCACUUCGAGGAGCUCUUGGAUCAGUCCUCUGAACCUCUGUCCUUCAUCGUCUUCGUCCCUGAGUGGCGUGACCCCAUGACCCCGGCUCUGACCCGCAUGGAGGCAAGCCGAUUCCUCCGUCACCAGCUGAGCGCCCCGGCCUACGAACACGAGUAUCGCUCCGGGAGCCAACACCUCUGCAAGAAAGAUGAGAUGUACUACCGGGCGGUACACGGUACUGCAGUACUCUUCCUGCAGAACGAUGCUGGUUUUGCGAAGUGGGCUCCGACUCCGGAGCGUCUGGCUGAGCUGACGGCGGCGUACCGACCCUCCCUCUCUCGCCCGUCCUCGCUGUCAUCUCCUGGCCCCGCCCAUAAUACUCCUGGAGACAGAGACUCCGCCCCCAAGGCCGCCGAUAGGCCACAGAGCGGCGUGAUGUCACCCGGUGGCCAUGACAAUAACAACAACAGCAGCAGCAACAACAGCAGCAGCAGUAGCAGCGGCAGUCCUCUAGACAAGAUGGCCGCCGUGUAGAGGGGGCGGGGCUUGUAGUGUGACCACGCCCCUUCACCUGUUGAAAAGUUGUUUAAAGUUUGUCUAUUUUACAGCGGUAGUUUGUCCUGAUCGUCCCGUCUGUUCAGAUUGUCCCUCACCAGCACCUGUAGCACACCCUAAGCGUCUGUCAACAUACCCACAAUGCCGUUCUGCCGCCAGCAGGGGGUGGGGCCAGAGCGUCCCUCUCAAACCUAAUUUAAUCCUUUCUGUUGGCUUUCACCGUGUCCCCGCAAUCUGGUUUGUCCCCCCUCACAUCAGCUCUUCUGAUUGGUCGAAGCUCUGACUUCACAGCACCUGGAGUCUUUCUUUUACCUGCAGCUGAUUCACGUCCAGGUGUGGCUGCUCCUGUUGCUUAGCAACAAGCACCGCAGCUAAUAAGAAGAUGUAGUUGAUCAGCGAGCAGCAACAUGUUGGAGCUCCAGCAAUAAAAACCUUUUCAUUCACCUGUGAUGUCAUCUGUGAUGUCACUGCUCCUCUGGGUCCCUGGAGGACUUCCGAUUGGACCCCACACCGACAGGGCUUGGUGAUUGGUCGACAAGGCAGCUAUCGUUUCUAUUGGACUCGUCUUUCUUUGUUGAGUCGGACAGAAUCUAGCGACGUCCUGCUUCAGGCCCCGCCUCCUCAGGUCGGCCUGGCCAACUGGUGCGCGUCCUUCGGAGGAUGAACCUGCUCGGCCCGCGGUGGAUUGUGGGAAACUGAGUCUUCAGCGGGCAGGAGGAGGCAGAGCCUUUGCAAUGAGGUCAUAUUCACGCGUGGAAGGAGGCGGAGUCAGAACCGUGACUCAGACCGGUCAGCGAGGACAGACGACUCCUCAGAGGUCCCGUCGCACUUCCUGUGGUGUCACGUGACGCCACAGGAAGUGCGCGGUCAGAGACGUGACAGUCAGAUCCUCCGUCACCGGGGAGGGAGGCGUUUGCACCGCAGGUGUGACCAGGUGUGUUCUCGCUCUUCAAGCUGCGCGAACUUAUUUCAGGGUUUCUGCAGUGAAAGUCUGGUUCAUCGUAGUUUCAUCGCAACUUGACUUUGUUCUUUCUUUGUCUCGUUUUAUCUUUUCCCCAAAAUAUCGUCUUUGUCUCGAAUAUUACGACUUUCACCUCCCGAUCUUUUGAGCGUCUUUAGUGGAAAUAUAAUUGGUUGUCAGUCCGUCGUAGGACGUGAACGUAUGCGAGGACAUGUUUAAACUACCGCGGCGCACCUCACGCGGCUGACUGUCUGUCCUCUGAUUGGCUGACGGGUCGUCCUGCGGGCGUCUGUCUCCGUGUGACGUCAGUUUCUGCCCCAGCAGCAGUGUAGAUACUGUACAGGUAAACUGAUAUGAAGUCUGUUGGUGUUAUUUUCCUCAUCUGCUUUUAAAUUGAUUGAAAAAACAAAUUUUUUUAUUUGAUUUAAUUUAACGUUUUUUAAGAAGAGAUGGAGAUGUUUUCUGUAUUAUACAGCUUAUGAUAGUUUGUUUUUAAACUAAACCAAAGUGUUAUUAAGAAAGUCUAUAUCUUGUAUGUAAAAGUAGCCGUGUGUGCGUCAUGCUGAAGUUAACCAGCAGGAAACUCCUCCACCUUAUUUUUAUAAUUCAGCUGUUUCUGUACGUGGUCUUUGUUUUUUAUGGGUUUUGGUUAUUUUGGGUUUUUGUUGUGCAUGAAAUGAUUUUGGACUCUAAAUGAUGUUCGUAUUCCUGAAUGUGUUUCUCAGGCGUCGCCGUCUUUAAAGGAGCAGUCCAGCAUUUUGGGACGAAAAGGUGGACUUUUUCUUAUUUGACGGAGCAAAGCUAGCAGUUUCCCCCUGCUUCCAGUCUUCGUGCUAAGCUAGGCUAAUGUUGGACUGUUCCUUUAAACUACAGCACGCUGACGAGAGAAACACAUUGCAGAUGUUUUAUUGUAAUAAUUUCCUACUUAUGGGACCUGUAUCUGAUAAAAGCUGAAGUUCUCGUAAUUACGAGAUAAAAAUCUUGUGGUUACGACUUCCGUGUCUCAAAAGAUGUCACAACAGUUUCCUCAAAAUAAUUACAAGAAAACUCUUUUCUUGUAAUUGUUUAUAUAAAACUAAGUACAUAAUGAAUAUUAUUCAUGUUGAGUUACGACUUCUGUCUCAUCAUUUCUAGAAAACUUUCCUCUUGAGCUUCAUGUCAAAAUUAAAAAUGAGAACAUUUCCAUUAUUGUUAUAUUUACGAGCCUUUCUGUAACUUUGAAAACGCAUUUCGUGAGUUUCCUGUAAUUGCGAGAGACAGAUGUUGUAACUUUGUCACAUUAACUGCAAGAUUUCUGUCUCGUACUUACACAAGACGCUGUAACGACCUGAGCUGUUUGGAGAUCUUGAAGCUUUGAAGAGAUGGCGUCUCAUAAUUAUGACUUAUAAAACAGAGGUCAUAACGACA